Molecule: messenger RNA, 1090 nt
Organism: Pistacia vera
Lineage: Eukaryota; Viridiplantae; Streptophyta; Magnoliopsida; Sapindales; Anacardiaceae
Product: F-box protein SKIP23-like
Exons: 2
Coding region: 251-886 (211 amino acids)
Source: RefSeq, a predicted model, not a curated record
UCAAGGAGUCAAGCUCUGAAAAAGUUCAAGUCCUUGACCCGUUUAUUAGGUUUCCUUUCAAAAACUUGUCCAACAAGUUACCCAAGUCCUUGGUUUGCUGGUUAUCGGGUCAAGGAAUUGACCAAAGUUUUUCGGACUUGUGUUAGUUGAUGUUGAGAAAGGUAAAGAGUUAAUUGGAAUUCACUGUCCUUUUUUCAAGAAAGUGGUUGUUUCUUCAUCUCUUGACGAUAUUAAAGAUGGGUUUACGGUUAUGGGGAUUUAUACUGGCGGGAAACUGGGGGUGUGGAGGAAGGGAGAUGAGGAGUGGACUACGAUUAAUUUUGGUUCUGAUAGGAUUUUCUUCGAAGAUGUAGUUUAUCAUAAUGAUAAAUUUUACGCUUUGACGUCCAUGGGUCAUGCUAUAACCGUGGAUUUGAAGUCUCUGAAAGUUAGUGAAGUUUCUGGUCCAAUGGGUAAUGGGAAUUAUAAGUACUUGGUGCCGUCUUGUAAGGAACUGUUUUUUAUUGAUAAACCCUUUUUUGAGGACUUCAUCCAGUGUGGCUUUGAGGACGAUUCUGAUGAAAGGUCUUAUCCAGUUAGUUUGAAUGUGUUUAAGCUCGACGAGGAGAACCAUGUGUGGUUUCCGGUGAUGAAUGACUUGGAGGACAGAGUGUUGUUCUGUAGUUCGGAUUGUUCGUUCUCUAUUUCAGCUAAAGAGUUUGCAGGGUGUAAAAAGAAUUGUGUUUAUUUUACUGACGAUUCCUUUGAUAAAGGUCGUGAUGAUCACCCUGGAUGGGAUGCUGGGAUAUACGACUUGGAGGAUGAUACUGUUGGGGCACUCUCAGAUUUCCCUGAAUAUUCUAAGAUAUUUUGGCCACCUCCCGUGUGGCUUAAGCCGACUAAGUAAUUAGUUAGUUUCUUAAAGGCUGUUUUGCAUCAAUGUGAAGACUUAAAAAGCCUGAAUAGAUUUGACUCAGUCUUUGGUACCACUUGUGGUUCUUAGUUUUUGUUUUCCCAAGUUAUAUGGUAUUUUGAGUAUAUAAUAUAGGGGAUAUGCACACUGUUUUUAGCCACCGGCCCUUGUGUUGGUUUAACCUACUAAGCAUGCAUA